AUGGCCGCCCUCCGGUCUUGCACCGCUCCCCUCCGCUGGGCAACGAAAUCCUCAACACUCAGCUUCGUCCGGUACAACUCAUCCCACAGCAGCUCGACUUCCGCCAUUGCCUACAAGGCUCUUCGAAACCGCUCUGCCCCUCUACCCGUGACCAACUCCCCGCCAGCAUGGUCUGCCCAAGCCGCCGUCUCCAACAUUCUCUAUGAGACUCCUACGCCGUCCAUGGCGCCCCCGAAGCGCCAUAUCCUCAAUUGCUUGGUCCAGAACGAGCCCGGUGUCUUGUCCCGUCUGUCUGGUAUCCUCGCAGCUCGCGGCUUCAACAUUGACUCGUUGGUCGUGUGCAACACCGAAGUAGAGGACCUGUCGCGCAUGACCAUCGUUCUGACUGGUCAGGAUGGUGUCGUCGAGCAAGCCCGUCGACAGCUGGAGGAUCUUGUUCCCGUCUGGGCUGUGCUGGAUUACAGCAAUGCCGCCCUUGUCCAGCGUGAGCUGCUCCUAGCCAAGAUCAACAUUUUGGGUCCUGAGUACUUCGAGGAGCUGCUCGCUCACCAUCGUGAGAUUACCGCGGGCGAAUACGACGGCGAGCACGCUCCCGAGGGUGCUGAGCAAGCUCAGUCUCUGGAGGAGACGUCUGCUGAUUUCCAUCCUAGCAAGUUGGCCGCCAGUGAGGCGUUGCGCCACAAGCAUGAGCACUUGAAGACGAUUACCUACUUUACUCACCAGUUUGGCGGUAAGGUGUUGGAUAUCAGCACCAUUAGCUGCAUUGUGGAACUCUCUGCUAAGCCUUCCCGAAUCGACUCAUUUCUCAAGCUCAUCGCCCCCUUUGGUAUCCUCGAAUCAGCUCGCACUGGUCUGAUGGCCCUACCUCGGUCUCCUCUCCGAGGUCCUACUGAGGAACCGCUCAUCAAGGAGGCAGAGGAGGUUGUCGAUGCUAGCCAGCUGCCCCCUGGCUAA
Messenger RNA from Pochonia chlamydosporia 170, 954 nucleotides. Its product is annotated as acetolactate synthase small subunit. Gene Ontology annotation, molecular function: acetolactate synthase regulator activity. The record is from RefSeq and is a predicted model, not a curated record. Lineage: Eukaryota; Fungi; Ascomycota; Sordariomycetes; Hypocreales; Clavicipitaceae. Gene Ontology annotation, biological process: branched-chain amino acid biosynthetic process. The coding region runs from base 1 to 954 and encodes 317 amino acids. The transcript has 2 exons. Gene Ontology annotation, cellular component: acetolactate synthase complex; mitochondrial nucleoid.